ACACCACUGCCAAGAAAAUUUGGAAAGCCUUGCAGAACAAAUAUGACACUGAAGAGGCAGGCACAAAAAAUAUGCGGCAAGUCAUUUUUUCCGCUAUCAGAUGAUAGAUGGAAAAUCAGUGGUGGAGCAAGUUCAAGAUUUUCAGAUGUUAGUAGCUGAAGUUAGAUCUGAAGGCAUCAAAAUUGGAGACAAUCUUGUUGUAGCAGGUAUUGUUGACAAACUUCCAUCAUCUUGGAGGGAGUUCCAGAAGUCAAUGCGUUACAAGCAAAAUGAGACGUCCUUGGAGACUCUAAUCACACGGAUUCGGGUGGAGGAGGAAGCACGAGGACAAGAUGCGCUUAUGACACAAGAGCAUUCCACUGCAAAGAAGGGUGGUGGGCAGACUCUGGUGCCAAUAGGCAUGUCUGCUAUGAUAAAGAUUGGUUCAAAGAUUUCACUCCUUUUAAUGAGGAGAAGACUGUUAUGCUUGGUGACUCUAGUUUAACCAAGGUACUCGGGUGUGGGGAUGUUGAGCUGAAUUUUACCUCUGGACGCGUGCUUGUUUUAAAAGAUGUGUUGUACACACCAUCCAUGAGGAAAAAUUUGAUGUCGAGUUAUUUGCUCAAUAAAGCUGGUUUUAAGCAGACUAUCGAAUCUGACCAAUAUGUAAUCACUAAAAAAGGCAUAUUUGUGGGAAAAGGGUAUGCCUGUGAUGGAAUGUUUAAAUUAAAUGUUGAGA
Molecule: messenger RNA, 718 nt
Organism: Camellia sinensis
Lineage: Eukaryota; Viridiplantae; Streptophyta; Magnoliopsida; Ericales; Theaceae
Source: RefSeq, a predicted model, not a curated record